AGACCCAGAUAGGAGACUGGUCUCUUCCCCUUUCUCACUCAAAGUCUCAAACACACCGGUUUCACUCUCACACAGAGACAUUUCCUACAAAACACUUGCAGAAAGAAGCCUUCUUUUGCUUUGCUGCUGAGUGCCGAGCAAUGGCAAGACCGCAACAGCGAUACCGAGGUGUCCGACAAAGGCAUUGGGGCUCUUGGGUCUCUGAGAUUCGUCACCCUUUACUAAAGACUAGAAUUUGGUUGGGAACAUUUGAGACGGCUGAAGACGCAGCCAGGGCAUAUGAUGAAGCUGCCAGGCUUAUGUGCGGACCAAGAGCCAGGACCAAUUUCCCUUACAACCCAAAUGCGUCUCAGUCCUCUGCCUCAAAGCUUCUCUCCCAGACUUUGACGGCUAAGCUACACAGGUGCUACAUGGCUUCACUCCAAAUGACCAAAUCAACCUCACUUAAGCAGCCCAGCAAGCCCCAGCUUUCCUUUGUUGACACCAAAAAUGUUGGCAUUGUUGAGGAUGAGAAACCGAGCAUCCAAGUUCCAGAGAAAAAACCAGCCGUGCCAGAGGAGCCUAAACAAGAACAAGAAGAAGAGCCAAAUUGGGGAUUUGUGAAUAAAGUCAAAGUGGAGAGCACCCAAGAUGAAGAAUCCAUAGAGCGUCUUGAAGAUGACCACAUUGAGCAGAUGAUCGAGGAGUUGCUCCAUUAUGGGUCGAUUGAGCUAUGCUCUGUUCAGUCUGUUGUGACACCACCACAAACACCUCAGGCCUCUCUAAUCUAAGCCCCAAAACCUUAAUCGGUCUCAGCCAAUUAGUAUUCAAGUAUGCUAUUUCUUUCUCUGCCAAAUGCAAACCCAUUUAGCAGAGUUAACCCCAAUUUUCUCUUCAGCUCUAUAACUUUAUUAGCUAUGAUGAUCCCCUUUGAUUAAUUAGGACUUGCUAGCUAGCUCCUGAGUAACACAUUCGAUGAUGGCAUCAUGCUAUUGCUACAUGUACAUUGUUUAUUUAUCUAUCUAUUUUGUAUAAUAUUUAUUCCAUGCUUAAGGUAUGGCU
Fragaria vesca subsp. vesca is the source of this 1041-nucleotide messenger RNA. Its product is annotated as ethylene-responsive transcription factor ERF003-like. NCBI's taxonomy places the organism in Eukaryota, Viridiplantae, Streptophyta, Magnoliopsida, Rosales, Rosaceae. The record is from RefSeq and is a predicted model, not a curated record. Gene Ontology annotation, biological process: regulation of DNA-templated transcription. The transcript has 2 exons. Bases 141 to 770 code for a protein of 209 amino acids. Gene Ontology annotation, molecular function: DNA binding; DNA-binding transcription factor activity.